AUGAGAAAGUGGCGACAUAAGUCUCCUCCAGAUCUUUGGAUUUUUGGGUCUAGCAAUCAGCUUCACGUCAAUGUGGUUUCUUCACCAAACAGGGGCCACUACGUACAGAAAGUUUGUAUUGCCAACAUAAGGAAGGCUUUUAUCAGGGCAGCCUGUAUUUUGAUCAGGAGUACAGCAAAACAGGAAGCUGCACUUUAA
Molecule: messenger RNA, 198 nt
Organism: Thlaspi arvense
Lineage: Eukaryota; Viridiplantae; Streptophyta; Magnoliopsida; Brassicales; Brassicaceae
Source: the annotation of a GenBank genome assembly